GGGGUAAUGUAUUUUAGCUGCACAAGCGCAACUAUCUAAAUUCGAACCUUCCCUGCCUUGUUGGCAUCUUUCUCUCUCUCCAUCGUCCUUGGCUUCGAGAAACCCUUAAUCUCUUAGGCUGGCUCUUCUCGUUGGCCUGUCAUCUAGAAUGUCUGAUCUUUUGACUCCUUCCGAAAGUCAAAAUUUUCAUACAUUUCUAUCUUCUAUGGAUUAUAACGACGAAUCGAACGAUAUGCGAAACGUUGCCAACAUAGAAUGGACUAGUUACAACAACGACAUUAAUGGGCACUCCAUGCCAGAUGUCCCUCAGCUGCAGGGACGCGAAGCUCUCGCGAAAGCUACCAAAGACCUAAUGUCUCUGGACGCAGAGGGUUGGAAUUCUGCGCCCGUGAUGCAUCCGUAUCAGCAGCAACAUUCCUAUAACUUUAUGGAUCACCAGUCGUCUCAGUACGGCUAUAAUUUGCACAAUCACCGGCAUUCCAAUGUCUACCAACAAAACGAUGCAUUUCCUCUUCUCUCGAAACAACGUUCUCAUUCACCUCAUCCUCCUUUUCCCCAUUCUCAUUCCGCUCCUUCACACUCAUUGAACCACGGUCAUCUAUCUCAGCCGAUAUCCGUCUCGCCUCCAAGCACACUUGGUCCCUCCCAAGAUCCGCGUAUCGGGUCUAAUAUGCAGUCUUCCUUCAAUUCUAUGGGUUCUCCACCGACUACGACUUCAUCUGCAUCGUUUUCUGUCGCCAGCUCUAGUCGUCAUGGAGUUCCGAGUACAUCGACCCUUUCUUCUCCAACCCUUUCAUCCGAAUCCUUACAGCGCUCUGGAUCGCCUGGUGGCAAUACUUCCAAUAAACGCCAACUAGAUGCCUUAUCGUACCCAUCACCCAACAAGCGAUCUCGUCCUUCCCCACCAGCCUCUUCACUGCCAAAUAAGACGACGCUACUUUCUCCAUCGCAGAAAAAAGCUAACCACAUUCAAUCUGAGCAGAAAAGACGAGCUAAUAUUCGUCGAGGCUAUGAGGCUUUAUGUGAUACGGUCCCUGCUCUUCGGGAGGCUAUCCGAUUAGAAGAAGAGGCCCAAUUAGCCUUGGAUUCGAACGGGAACGGAAAGAAGCCAAAGAGAGGCAAACGUGCAAAGGUUGAUGAUGGGACUGGAGAGAAAAUCGACGGUCGGGCAGGCCCCAGAAGUGAAAACAUCGUGCUCGGAAAGACUAUUGAAUACAUCAAAGAACUUUUGCAUGACCGUCAAGACCUUUUAGCACGCUUAGAGCGUGCCCGGUCCUCGAUCGCUCCUGACCAUCCUUCCGGAAAACCCUUAGAUCCACUUCCGUUGUGGGAGAGGGAAUGGAAGGGUGGUAGUGGCAAAGAAGGCGAUGCGGAGGAUGAAGAAGAGGAGGACGAGGAUUGAAUGCGAUCCCUUCCUUCUUAACGAAUACACUUUGGUCUUUGUUCAGGUGUCGUUCCUUUUGCGUGGUCCACCUAAAUACGAUGAAGUUAAACGUCGAUAACGUUCUCUAGUUUAUAUUCGUCUCUUAAUUUUCUAAGAUCCGAGUCUCUCAUUCAUUUACAUGUGUCUGUGUAAAUCAUCUUCCUUAAGGACGGUAUAUUCGUUACAUUAUGCUAUAAUUAUUUUUUUCCUUAUGCUUUCACUAGAUAAUAACCUCUUGCACUUGAUUGAGCUCAUGAUUUGUACGUGAGUCACAAGCUU
This is a messenger RNA of Lentinula edodes (shiitake mushroom), 1702 nucleotides long. RefSeq lists its product as uncharacterized. The coding region runs from base 149 to 1402 and encodes 417 amino acids. The transcript has 2 exons. The record is from RefSeq and is a predicted model, not a curated record. Gene Ontology annotation, molecular function: DNA-binding transcription factor activity, RNA polymerase II-specific; protein dimerization activity; RNA polymerase II cis-regulatory region sequence-specific DNA binding. Gene Ontology annotation, biological process: regulation of transcription by RNA polymerase II. Lineage: Eukaryota; Fungi; Basidiomycota; Agaricomycetes; Agaricales; Omphalotaceae.